GGGUGGCGAGGCAGCCUGGACCGGGGAUGCUGUGCGCGGCCGCACACUCUCGCUGGAGCCGCCGCCGCGCAGCCACGCAGCGCCGCCGCCGAGCACGAGCACGCCGAGCACGAGCACGCUGGAGGGACAGAUACACGCCGCCCCGGAUAUGGCGGGCCCCUUCCUCUCGCCGCUGCCGCAGGACCUGCUCUCGGAGUACAUGUUCGGCCGCAGGAGACAGCGCCGCAACCGGACCACGUUCUCGCCCCAGCAGCUCAAGGAGCUCGAGUCGCUGUUCCUCAAGACGCACUACCCGGACGUGUUCCUGCGGGAGCAGGCCGCGGUGCGCAUCGGCCUGAGCGAGGCGCGCGUCCAGGUGUGGUUCCAGAACCGGCGCGCCAAGUGGCGCAAACAGGCGCGGCUGCAGCUGGUGCAGGACGCCUGGAGGAUGCGCUGCCUGGCACUGGGCGGCCCGUCGCCCCUCGGCCUGCAGAUGCACGGUGCCGGAGGCGAGCAGACGGCGCCGCUGGGGCUCAAGGCGCUUGAUGUGUCAGAGGUCGGCACGGCGGCGGGGCCCGGCAGCCGCAGCCCCGCUAGCAGCACGGCCAGCGACCCGGCCAGCCCGACCAGCCCCGCGCCCGCCAGCCCUCCGGCCAGCCCCCACCGGCCGCAGCCCCCGCAGCCAUCCCCGCAGCAACAGCAGCAACAGCAGCAACAGCAGCAACAGCAGCAGCCACUCCCUCAGCAUCAGUCGCCACUGCCGUUCCGAGGGCCGUACAGCGCCCUCGCGUUGUGCGGCAAGAACAACAACAAUAACAACAACAACAACGAGAAUCACUCGAGUAAGAACGCAACCGAGGCUCCGCAGACUCCGCAGGCUCAGCAGCGGGAGGAGCAGGGACCACCCUGCGCGCCGGCGGGGCCCCCCGCGCCGCUGCCGCCCCCCGCGCACCUGCUGCAGGCCGUGCAGGCGCACGGACACGCGCACGCCCUGGGCCUCAGCCUGGCGCACCCCCACGCGCCCUGGCCCCUCCCGGACGAUUGCGUGCUCAACCUCCAGGUGCGGAGGAAGGAGAUGUAGGCUCUCGUCGACGGCCCAGUAGCGAGUAGGCUGGGGUCGUGUCCGGCGUUGACGGGGCGGCAUAGUAGAUAAUGUUGUUAUAGCACCACUCAUGUGAUUAGUAUGAAUAUGAAUAGAGGCGACAUAAUGUUAUUUUAAUUUUGCACGGGAAUGUGCGCAUCAAGAUUUUCUGUACCUUUAGGAGUAAUACUAAAGUAUCUUUCCGCGCAACAACGAGUUAGUCUAUUUUAAUUUAAAAUAAGGAAGAAUGUCAUGAGUGACAUCUAGCUUAUUCUGUGAUCCAUUGCACUUAUCCUCAACCAUGUGCCUAUAAAUGAUGUCUUACCAGGUCAUUUUCUUGAGCAACUUUGCUAUGAAAUAUGACUACUGUAUAAUAAAUAAUAAUGUACAGUUUUAGUAAAAGGUUUACCUAUGUCAUAAAAUAAAACUCAUCUCU
This is a messenger RNA of Frankliniella occidentalis (western flower thrips), 1496 nucleotides long. RefSeq names its product homeobox protein orthopedia-like. The record is from RefSeq and is a predicted model, not a curated record. The coding region runs from base 149 to 1060 and encodes 303 amino acids. Gene Ontology annotation, molecular function: DNA-binding transcription factor activity, RNA polymerase II-specific; RNA polymerase II transcription regulatory region sequence-specific DNA binding. Lineage: Eukaryota; Metazoa; Arthropoda; Insecta; Thysanoptera; Thripidae. Gene Ontology annotation, biological process: regulation of transcription by RNA polymerase II. The transcript is spliced from 5 exons.